GCUCGGGACUACAACUCCCAGCAUGCUCAGCGCUGGGGCGGUGCCCAGCCUAUGGCGCCGGGAGGCCGUGAGAUGGCGGCAGGUGCUAAAAGUAGGUAACCAUCCAUAUGAAAUACCUGGGACUUUGAACAUGAUACUCUCCUAACCCUACAUAACAUAAUAUUGUUAUGUUAAUGCUACACCAGCAAAUAACUUGGAAUACAGUUUACAAGAUGCCAACUGUUGAAGAUCUGAGUAGUGAACAAAACUUCAUUGCGCGUUGGAUGUCUGAUAGUUCCCGUGCUGGAGUCUUACUAGAUCCUAGUUUUACUGGUUUGAAAAUCAACAAAGAAAACUUGUUAUCUGGACCUGAAAAUAUCACAGCUUUCCCUGCCGAGAGGUUGCAUCUUUCAGACAGCUGUUCUGUAAGUGAUGACUCCUUGUGUGAAGACUCUUGUACACUUCAGCAAUAUACCACUGAAACAUCUUCUCCAGCAGCAGCAUGUAACACAGAAACUUUUAAACCAGACUUUGUCCAUGGUGGAAUGGAUGUUCAGAAUAAAUCCGAUCGCAGCGAUCCGCUCUUACAGAAGCUUGAACAGCUGAAGGAAUUGCAACAACAGAAACAGGAGCAGCUAAAGAAACAACAGAUGGAACAACUUCAAAGGCUAAUGGAAGAGCAGCAGAAGCUACUUAGCAUGGUAUCUGGCCAGACGGCAGUUCUUGGCUAUCCUCUAAUAGCUGAAAGUCAAAAGCUGAGACCUGGGCAUUCAGCAGGCUCAGCUACUUUACACCAGUUGCCAUCAUCUGGGUAUCAGAACAUCUUUGAAGACAGAGCUUAUGCUCCGAUUGGUUCUCCACAUGCACAAGACACUGAUUUUUUACAAAAGUUAAACAACAAAGAAUGCACCUUAUCUUUGAAGAACAGCCCUUCAGGAGUGCCUGCCUAUGAGAAACAAGGUCUGGAUGUGCCUAUGAAAAUGCAGAAUUGUUUGAAAAAUGAGGAAGACAAACACAUUACUGGAAAAAACAUGUGGUGUCCAGAACAAAAGAAGAUGGAAAUAUUAAUGGAGAGUGAAGAUGAUCACAUUGAUCCUUUAUGUGUGGAAAGUGCAGAUCUCUCUGAAAAUUCAAGCAGAGGAAAACAUUUGUGGACUAACACAGAGGAAAGACCUAUUAAAGCUGCGAUUCAGGAGAAGAAACAGACAUUUGAAGAAUACCUGGAAGAACAGAUACAACUAGAAGAGCAGCGUCUGGAGGAAACCCAGAAGUUACAGGAGACAAAUGGAUCAGCCAUUCACAAACCAGUCAUCAAACGACCCUUCCUGAAAAGAAGAGAAGGCUUAACAAGAUUCACUAAUGCCAAAUCUAAAAUUACAAAACCUGGAGAAAAUGCCCUAAAACUUCACCAAAGGUCUUCAGAUGACAGAAAUGUUAUUAAAGUGGACAGAUCACAAAUACAGAAGAAAACUGUGCCUCCUGGCAAAGAACUGCUUCCUGGGAACCCUUUUGCACCAUCUAAAAAGUAUAAUCGUCCUGAUAAAGCCAAGCAUUGUCCUAUUCAGAAGACCCUGAUACUCAGGAAUCACAAUGGAAAAGAUACCUUGCCAUUAGAAACGAGAAUGCAACCAGGAAAAAAUCAUGAUGUACAGAUGAAAGAUUCUUUCCCAUCAGAAAUUAACAACAAAAUAGAAAAUAAAGAGAAUAUAGUAGAACUUAUUAAGUCUAACACCAGUAAGAUUGGAAACAAAUUACCUGGCACAGAAAAGCCUCAGUUGUCUUACGAGCUGGCCAGUGCCUUUUCUAAUUCUAAAUGUCCUGUACGUCAUCCUGUAAAAGAUUCAGAACUGUCUUUUGAAGUUUCAUUUCAGAAUAAGCUGGAAAACUGGGAAAAGGAAAAAGAAAAAGAGAAUCUAGAAUUAGAUGAAUUUUUGUUUCUAGAACAAGCUGCAGAUGAAAUAUCUUUCUCAAGUAAUUCCUCAUUUGUGCAGAGGAUCUUGGAUCAAGAUCAGCAAACUUUAAAAGGCCGUAGAAUGUCUUCUACCCCUAUCAAGGCAAAACAGCAGCAAGUCAAGGCACUGGCUGUUGAACUUACAAAUAAGAUAAAUAAAAAGGCAGACUGUAUGAUACAGGGAAAUAUGAAUGAUAGAGCAGUUAUGCAUACAGCCUCAGAUUCAGGAACAGCUUUUAGGAUGAAGGAUCCAUUGAAUAAAACGGAUGGUGUGAUAUUUUCAGCUUCUCCCAUGACUGCAGCUCCUGAUUUAAAAAGUAAUCAGUGGAUUGUAAAUGAAGAUAAGGGUGAGGGCAGUGAUGAUACUACUAUAGAUUCUGAGAGUGAAUUAGAGUCCACAUUAAAAAAUGAAAAUGAAGAUGCUCAGACAUCCUUUAUGAGCCAUAGAGAAAGUGAUCUAGAAUUUUUUGAUUGUGGAGGUUCUGCUACAGAUACCAGCAAAGAAAGCAAAAAUGGAGAUGCUGACUUUGGCAUGUCAGACAAAGAUUGCAGUGCACUGUCAAAGCAGAAGAUUAGAAAAGCUUCAGACUGUCAAAGAAGUGUGUCUUGUAUAAGUAGGAGUGAGUUUGAGUUUGAUGAUGAAAGAACAUGGAGUGAUCUUGAUGAAAAUCUUAACAGCGAUUUACCUGAAAAGUAUCCUAAAAUACCUUUACAGAUGGACUUUUCCAGUAAGAAUGAUACAGCUGUCCCAGAGAAAGCAAUAAAGAGAAAAGUUGCCUCAAAGAGAGGAGAUGAAAUGUCCAAAGAGUCUGCAGUGGACAGCGAUUCAAAUGGACCUCCUGUAUCAAACCUGAUGAAGAAACUGUUCCCUUCACUGAAACCGAAACAGAAGGCAGGCUGUCAUUCAGAGUGUGAAAUCAAAUCAAAUGUGGAACAGGAGCCAGGAAGUGAGAGAACAGCAAGCGGAAACACUGCUCCAUCCCGGCUACUGAGAGAAAGACUCAUCGAACUGGAAACCGAAAUAGAGAGAUUCAGAGCUGAAAACACAAGUCUGUCUAAACUCCGUGAAGAAAGAGAGCAUGCAUUGGCAAAUAUCAGGAAAGAAAUUGCAGACUUCCAACAGCAGAAAGCCCAAGAACUGGCUGAAAUAGAAGAGUAUAAGAAAAAGGAAAGGAAAAAACUGCAAAAGGAGCGUAAAGUUUUUGAAAAAUAUACGACAGAAGCAAGAGCAAUUCCAGAUAAAAAAGAACGUGAUGAAAUCCAGGCUUUAAAACAGCAGAUUGCAGAGUUACAGGAAGAUUUAAAACGAAAAGAAGCAAAAUGGUCAACCACCCAUCGACGCCUGAAAGAUCAAAUAGAAGCUUUAGUAAAUGAGAAUAUGGAGCUAAAAGAGGAAGUAAAAAUUAUGGAAAGGUUUCGUCUAGAAGCCUGGAAGAAAGUAGAAGCUGCUGGAAACAAGAGGAAAAUAGAAAAUCCUGGGAUCAAUCUAAAAAGGGGAGAAUCUUGUCUACCAAACAGAUGGCCAAAAAGUCAAACUGCAUCUCCGUUUCUUCCAGUUCAGAAGUGCACCAAGAUAAAUGGCAAAAGUUAUUCUCAGACAAAAGGAAAGCUUUCUAGAACACCUGCAUCAGGACCAGCUGCUAGUGACAGAAGCAACUCUGAGACAAUGACAGCACCAGAAGAUUCUUCUAGGACUUCGAUGAUAGAUGCUUCUCCUAAUGAAGCUCAUGUGUCACUACCAUCUGGACCUGUAUAUACAGACACUGAAGAGAUACAGAGAGAAACUGCUUAUCCUGAUGGAAAGGUUGAAAAGGUUUUGAAAAAUGGCUGUCACCUCAUAUAUUUCCCCAAUGGGACAUGGAAAAAAGUGGGUUCAGAUGGGAAGACCAUAACUAUAACCUUCUUCAAUGGGGAUGUGAAGCAGGUUAUGCCUGAUCAAACAGUGAUUUAUUAUUAUGCUGAUGCUAAGACUACACAUACUACAUACUCUGACGGCUUAGAGGUCCUGCAGUUUUCAAAUGGACAAAUAGAGAAGCAUUAUCCUGAUGGCAAGAAAGAGAUUACCUUCCCUGAUCAAACUAUUAAAAACUUAUUUACGGAUGGGCAAGAAGAAAGUAUUUUCCCAGACGGUACCAUUGUUCGCAUUCAGCGAGAUGGAAGCAAAACUAUAGAGUUCAAUAAUGGCCAGAGAGAACUACACACAGCACAGUUUAAGAGACGGGAGUAUCCAGAUGGUACUGUCAAGACUGUGUACAUGAACGGACAGCAGGAAACAAAGUAUGUCUCUGGGAGAGUAAGAGUAAAGGACAAGGAUGGUAAUAUUAUCAUGGACACCAAGUUGUAGGUAAUGUCAAAGUAUUAGCACAGCAGCAAAACCAAUGUACAUUCCUGUAAACAAGAAGCAGAACCCCUUUAAGCUUGUUGUGUGUAUAUAUUGUUUAUAGUUUUCCUGAAACAAAUAAAUUUAUUUUUUGGGGAGUGUUACUACAUUGGAGCUUCUUCUAAUAUUUUUCCCAUUUCUACUUUAAGAAGCAGUUCAUUGAUUCAGUGUUCUGUCAUGUGUGGUUUAAAGGGUGGGGUUUUUUUUGUUUUUAAAUCAGCUGUCAGAGAAAAAAGAUAACAAAACUGCUCUAGGUCACCUUAUUUUAGACAUCUAAGA
This is a messenger RNA of Strigops habroptila (Kakapo), 4589 nucleotides long. It is a transcript of the gene CPAP, whose product is annotated as centromere protein J. Gene Ontology annotation, cellular component: nucleus; centriole; centrosome. The coding region runs from base 168 to 4274 and encodes 1368 amino acids. The record is from RefSeq and is a predicted model, not a curated record. NCBI's taxonomy places the organism in Eukaryota, Metazoa, Chordata, Aves, Psittaciformes, Psittacidae. Gene Ontology annotation, molecular function: tubulin binding. The transcript is spliced from 17 exons. Gene Ontology annotation, biological process: cilium assembly; centriole elongation.